Endocarpon pusillum Z07020 is the source of this 624-nucleotide messenger RNA. RefSeq lists its product as uncharacterized. Gene Ontology annotation, cellular component: retromer complex; endosome. The coding region runs from base 1 to 624 and encodes 207 amino acids. The record is from RefSeq and is a predicted model, not a curated record. The transcript is spliced from 4 exons. NCBI's taxonomy places the organism in Eukaryota, Fungi, Ascomycota, Eurotiomycetes, Verrucariales, Verrucariaceae. Gene Ontology annotation, biological process: intracellular protein transport; retrograde transport, endosome to Golgi.
AUGGCCUCCAGGCUCGUUCUAGUGAUCGGCGACCUGUUCAUCCCUGAUCGCGCCCCUGACAUCCCAGCCAAGUUCAAAAAACUCCUCACCCCGGGCAAAAUCGGACAGAUCAUCUGCCUGGGCAACCUGACCGACCGCGAAACCUACGAGUACCUGCGCACCAUCGCGCCGGACCUGCAGCUCGUCAAGGGCGAUUUUGACACCGAGAACCCUUACUCCGCCAACACCACCACCACCAAUCCCUCCUCCUCCGCCGCCCCCGCUUCCUCCUCGGCAACCGCGUCAUCAUCCUCCAUCCCCCUCUCCAAAGUGAUCACGCACGGUUCCCUCCGCAUCGGCUUCACGCAUGGCCACACCAUCAUCCCGCAGGGGGAUGCGGAUGCGUUGCUGAUCGCGGCGAGGCAGAUGGAUGUCGAUGUGCUGCUCUGGGGGGGCACGCACCGGUUCGAGGCAGGCGGAGGCCGAGGAGCCUACCCCCAGUUUUUGUUUGAUGGAUAUGUCCUAGUCCUCUACGUCUACCAGUUACGAACCGACGCCAACGGAGCGGAGAAUGUGGGUGUGGAGAAGGUGUCUUUCAGAAAGCAGAAUCCCGCUGCUGCUGCUACUACUGCUGCUGCUGCAUGA